AUGUCACCAAAAUCAGAAUGCCUUGCCCAUGCUCUCGUAUUGCAAUUUCUCGAGCAGAAGGGAUAUAGCAAAGCUCUCGCUGCCUUUAAAGAAGAAGCAGGAAGCAUCAUUGCAGAAGACAAAUUAGCGGGAAAACCACGCGAAAGUCUGACCAAGUUGGUUGACGAAUAUGCUGUUGGUCAGUUGGGAUCCAAAAUGAAUAAGCUCAGCUUGAAAAGACAAAUUGAAGACGACCUUUCAACACACGGCGCAAACCACUACCCGCAACACCUCUACGAAACAUUACCUAAAAUUCACACCAGCAACAUUUUAACCGUCCGCACGCAAAUCCUUCCCAUUAGCAACUUUAUUGACAAUGACUACAUCUCGUCUCAGGUUCCGACAUUGGUCACUGGCUCGGCUGACAAGACAGUAAAGAUAACGUCUCUGCUCACCGGUGACACCAUCAGUAUCUUUAGCCAUCACAGUGGCGGCGUUUUGUGCGUUGAUUUCCAUCCGCAAUAUCCAAGUUUGAUGUUGACAGCCUCUUUGGAUGGAACCGCGGCAUUGAUCGAUGUGGUCAAAAACGACAAGGUGCAGAUCUUUAAAGAUUUGCAUAGUAAACCCAUCGUUAAGGCCAAGUUUUCAAACGAUGGAAAUUUGUUUGUGACCGCUAGUUACGAUCAUACAUUGAACUUUUUCAAAAUGGUGCCUCCUGUCACGCCCACUACUCCCGUCACUCCCGCUACACCCCAGACUCCUCGAUCACCUACCUAUGUGUCGCCGACAGGAAUAAAAUACGUAAAGAUACAUACAAUGAAAUUCCCAUCGGCAUUGGAGGCUAUUGCUUUUCUUCCAGACGGACAUACGCUCAUCGUCAGUAUACGGGAGAAUAAUUAUCUGCACUAUAUUGACCUUCUCACGUUCAACGUAGAGAAAUACAACAUGAAUGCGAAUGGAGAUGAUCAUGUGUCGUUUACUGCCAUGGACAUAUCACCAUCACCACAUAACAACGGUGCGUACAUUCUCGUAUCUACCGAUAAAUCCCGUGUAAUACUCUUCCGCACUCGUUCGUCAGAACAGCUGCGCAAUUUCUACGGAGUUACAGUGGGCGAAUUAUUUACUCCCAGACACUGUUGGCAUCCGAGCGGAAAAUAUUUCUUUGUAAACGAUGGAGAUGGACAAAGUGUGAGUGUGGUCGAUGUGGUCGAGGAAAAAAUAUUGCGGAAAUUAGAGGGACAUGAGGCGCAAGUUAGAGACUUAUGGUUUGAUUCAGAAAGAGAGUUAUUGAUUACUUGUGGCUUUGAUAAAACGGUCAUAGUGUGGGGGUGCGAUGAGAGUGCGAAGAUUGCGAGCUGA
Messenger RNA from Paraglomus occultum, 1338 nucleotides. NCBI's taxonomy places the organism in Eukaryota, Fungi, Glomeromycota, Glomeromycetes, Paraglomerales, Paraglomeraceae. The record is from the annotation of a GenBank genome assembly.